UAGCCUCGUGUUGAUUUGGCGCCAAUUUUGAUAGAGGAUGUUUGAUCGGUGUGAUGAUGUUGUGUUGUGAAAUUGGAUCACUGUUGAAUACAAAAAUAAGGCUGCCUUGGCGAAGGGCAUCUGCUGACCCCGACGACAAAUCCUGGACACAAUGUCAGUAUUCAACUCAGAACUUGCUGAUGAAAUAGAAAAAGCAGUCCUCUUGAUGAAGAAUGGUGAAUCCGAUAAUGCAGUCAAAGUUCUAAAGCAAAGAAAGCAAAUGCCAGCCAAUCAAGUUGCUGAAUCAUGGUUGUGUGAGUUAUGCAUCAUCACUUGCAGAAUAAAGAAGACGGAAAAGUUUGAAAGAUCAUCUGACAUAACAAAUUAUCGAAAGCAACUUUUGGAACUUUUAGCAGAGGAGCAAGGAACUCCUUGCUCUGUCCUUGGCUCCAUAACCGAGUUGUGCAGCAUUUGCAACAUCCUUUCAUUGGAUUUGGUAGAAAGAAAUUCUUUUCUGGUGGCAGGCAACUCUCUAAAGGAAGAUGUUGGCCACCAUUUGGCUACUGCUACAAUAAGAGUGAUGGUUCUCGCAUCCAAUUCUUUUCAAAAGAAAGCAGAGAUACUGAACCGCUCCCAAUCUUGUAGUACACCAGAUAUCGUGUCGUUGAUCACCGAAUGCUGCAGAAUGUUGCAAAAUGCUCCAGGGGAACAGAGUAAGUGGUUGUCAAUGUGCCUUGUACAUGUUUCAAUUAUGGUAAUGAUGCUGCUAUCCUCUGAGAAUCAAGGCCAAGCAUUCGAAAAGCUGGUGUUGGAACUUUUUGAAUUAACAAGAAGAAUCAAAAUACAGGAUCCGUCAAUUUCUGGUUUGGUAGCAGGUGCUUUAUUGCAGCAGGCUCAUAUUGAAGACUUUGAGCAUCAACUAUCUUCGUUGGCCGGCCUUUUUCAAAUGAUUAGUAAGAGGGAGGAGGCUGCCAAGAACCUUAUUGAAAAGUAUCAGGGAUACAAAAACACAAGCAAACUUCUUCAGCUGUUGACAGCCUACACGCUCCUCAAGGAAAAUAAUUUUAUGCACUGCUCUGUUAUAACUCAAGCAUUAUGUUGCCAGCUGAAACAAGAGGGUGAUGAAAACGAUAGCCUGUUGUUCAGCAAUGCUUUGAAUGUUCUUGGCAUUUGUUACUUCGAAAUGGAAAAGCCCAACAUCGCUUGUCGUUUAUUUGAGAAGUCGUCAAGAACGUUCCCGCGUAACAGAGCCCCGUUGAAGAAUUUACUCCUGACGCUUGAAGUUUUGAAUCAAUUCGAAAUCAAGUUGGAUUGUAUUCAUCAAGCUUUGCGGCUAGUGCAAUCUGAUUGCCAGAUGCCCUUAACUGGCCACCGAGUGGCAUUUCGUUUUGAGGAAAUUUUCGUUCUCAAGUUGUGUGCUGUAGUCAGUUCAAGGUUUCAAGGAACAAGGCUAUGUGGCAAUGGAGAUAGGCUUUGUUUAUACUUGCCUUGUUUGGAUGAGAGGCAGCUGCUAAGAGACCUUGCUGGUUGCCUAUUUCAGCAAAAAAGAUUCAAAGAGGCAUCUCGUGCAUAUCUUAGUUUGAUAAGAAAGUCCAGACAGUGCUGUUUCUCUGGGAAUAGCGAUGAAAAUGGAAAUCUGGUCCUGCUCUUCCACCAGGCAAUAGACGCGUUAAUGAAAGCAAAGCUGCACAACCAAGGGCUUGUCUUAUGCAACUACAUUUUGCAGUUUCCUGCUUGUGUUACGACCUUGAUUACAAAUUCAACAGGGAAGAUCCUGCAGUUCUAUGAUGACGUCAUCACUCUUGUUUAUAAAAGUGAGAUUCUGAUGCAUCUUGGAAAAGACAGCGAGGCUUUAUCUGUUUUGCAAAGUAUAACUUCAACAUUAGAAGAAAACAUUGGAAUCCGGCAGCCUCUUGCUAAACGAUCAAAAUUUGAAGUGGGCAUUCCUGUUGAAUGUAUUUGUACCCUGAAAUUGGAUGAGCUAAAGACAAAAUUAUACAAUAACACUGGCGUCGCAUUGACGGCGACAAGUGCCUCGAAAGAAGCAUUGGAUCAAUUCAAAAAUGCCGUCAAAUCAACCAAAGAUACCAUCGACGAUAUUGUUAUUUUCAAUUAUUGCAAACUGCUCUUCGAUCAAGGUAUGAAGGGCAUUGCCCUAAGAAACUGGCAUGAAGUUUACAACGAAAACGUGUCAUUAGCGGAUUUAAAAGAGAAAUUAUCAAACCCUUUUAGUAUUCAUGACUUCUCUUGCCUCAGCGCCGAAGUUUUGAAAGAUUAUUCGUGAAUGUUAUUAAGUUAAUAAAAUGAAAAUUUUUAUAAACCAA
This is a messenger RNA of Rhopilema esculentum, 2303 nucleotides long. RefSeq lists its product as uncharacterized. Gene Ontology annotation, molecular function: protein binding. The record is from RefSeq and is a predicted model, not a curated record. NCBI's taxonomy places the organism in Eukaryota, Metazoa, Cnidaria, Scyphozoa, Rhizostomeae, Rhizostomatidae.